GGGAGUGUGUGAGGCAGGUUCCACCAGUUCACUGUUAGUCCAAUUCUGACAUCGAGAGAGGAACGGACAUUGCAAGCUACCGUAAGCAGAAGGGAAAGCGAUCAAAAUUGGGAGUUUAGUAACAACGUGAAACUGCUGCUAACGGUAGUAUUAAGGAGGAACUGGGGUGCUGUGUUUGGGGGGGUACAAGUGAGCUAGAGAACGAUACUGCCUCCGCUGUCCAUCUCGGGGCCUCGUCCGUUGUUACGACUGACCGUCGCUUUCAUCUCCCAUCUGUCAUUUUUACGCCGCUGGACGGCAUCGGAUAUUAGUGGCGGCACAGUCCCUACUUCAUGGGGGAAGAAUACAGGAUCAGCAGAAGCAAAGGGUAAGUGACAGAUGAAUAACCGAAAGGAAGAUAUGGAAAUUGCUUCCCAUUACCGCCAUCUCUUGCGUGAACUAAAUGAACAACGUCAGCAUGGCAUCCUUUGUGAUGUCUGCAUUAUUGUGGAAGGCAAGAUAUUUAAGGCACACAAAAAUGUCCUUCUUGGAAGUAGUCGUUAUUUCAAGACUCUGUACUGUCAGGUACAGAAGACAUCAGAACAGGCUACAGUCACUCAUUUGGACAUUGUUACGGCACAGGGUUUCAAAGUUAUCAUUGACUUCAUGUACUCCGCACAUUUAGCACUAACUAGCAAGAAUGUCAUUGAGGUUAUGUCUGCUGCCAGUUACUUACAAAUGACUGAUAUAGUCCAGGCAUGUCACAGUUUUAUUAAAGCAGCACUGGAUAUAAGUAUAAAGUGCGAGACACCUGAUGAUGUUGCAGACUAUGAUAUGGGUGCCCCUUCAAGUAGCAGCACUGAUGCCCUAGUGUCAGCGGUAGCUGCUGGGAGGAGUAUUUCUCCAUGGCUUGCUCGACGGACAAGCCCAGCUAAUUCUUCAGGAGACUCUGCUAUUGCUAGUUGCCAUGAAGGAGGAAGUAGUUAUGGAAAAGAUGAUCAAGAACCAAAGACAGAAAACCAUGAUGACAUUUCCUCACAAUCACUGUGGGUUGGUGGAGAAGGAAGUUAUGGGCCUCUACGCAUUAAAGAGGAACAGAUUUCACCAUCUCAGUACGGUGUGAAUGACUGUCAGUUAAUUAAAGAUAGCUUAGGACAAAAUUCUUACUCUGACCAAGGAGCUGGGGAGGGUUGGCCACCCUCGGGUCGCCGAAAGAAUCGGAAAAAUAAAGAAACAGUACGCCACAUUACCCAGCAAGUAGAAGAUGACAGCCGAGCAGGCUCUCCAAUGCCGUCCAUUGUGUCCAUAGGGUGGACGUACACUAAUCAUGAUCAGUCAGGUGCUGAUGUUAUUGAACCCAGCAGUUCUGAUAGCAGAGGAGGCAGAUCUGAUUUCUAUAUGAAUCCUGAUGAGACUCUAGUGGGAGAAACAGGUUAUCUAUCCCAUUCACUCACAUCAGAAAAAGAUGACUUGCAUCAGCAGGUAUCGACUGUUGCCAAUCUGCGGGCAGCCCUCAUGAGCAAAAAUAGUAUACUGUCUCUCAAAGCUGACAUGCUGAGUGAAGAUGGUCCACUACUUUUCGAAUAUUUGCCGAAAGGAACACAUUCAUUGUCUUUAAACGAGUUUACUGUGAUCAGGAAGAAAUUCAAGUGUCCAUACUGCAGUUUCUCUGCCAUGCACCAGUGUAUUCUGAAGCGACAUAUGAGAUCUCACACAGGAGAGCGUCCUUACCCCUGUGAAAUAUGUGGAAAAAAAUUCACUCGCAGAGAGCAUAUGAAGCGGCAUACUUUGGUACACAGCAAAGAUAAAAAGUAUGUGUGCAAGGUCUGCAACCGGGUGUUCAUGUCAGCUGCCAGUGUGGGAAUCAAACAUGGCUCUCGCCGUCAUGGAGUCUGUUCAGAUUGUUCUGGUCGAGGAGUUUCAAGCCACCCAGACCAAAAUGGAGGGAUUGGGUCUCCAGAAGAGAUGUAUACUGGAGAGCAUCAAUAUGUAGAAGACACUGAUGACCUGAAGAUAGAAGGGGUUGAUGAGGUUGGAGAAGGAGAUGGAGACCUUGAUGCAGAUGAGGAUAUCAAAUGGAAAGAUGACAUAGGGAUACCCCAAGAGGAUGUGAUUUUAGAAGAUGACAAAGAGGAAAUAGACUCUCCACAGGAACCUGAUAACUCUGGUGAUAAUGACAAAGAAUUCACUUGGAUUUCCUAGGUGCUACUGCAAGACUUCAGUAUCUUUAACUUGCUGUGUGUGUACUCCAGUGAAUAGACUCAAGAGAGUACAUUAAUUUAGCUUUCCAUGUCUGGCUAUGACUGGUUUUGAAACCUCACUCAUUUUAGUACAAUUUGGCUUGCCUUUUCUUCCCACAAAUCUGGUACAGGGGCACCUGGGAAGUGAUUAUACUGCAUUGCUCUGGUUUCCAAAGCAGCCAUGUUUUUGUACUUAAAGGGGAAAGGCGGUAAAAAAUGA
This is a messenger RNA of Protopterus annectens (West African lungfish), 2439 nucleotides long. It is a transcript of the gene ZBTB46, whose product is annotated as zinc finger and BTB domain containing 46. Lineage: Eukaryota; Metazoa; Chordata; Ceratodontiformes; Protopteridae. Gene Ontology annotation, molecular function: protein binding; RNA polymerase II cis-regulatory region sequence-specific DNA binding; DNA-binding transcription factor activity, RNA polymerase II-specific. The record is from RefSeq and is a predicted model, not a curated record. Gene Ontology annotation, biological process: regulation of transcription by RNA polymerase II.